AUGCCUUCAUACGCAAUACUGGGAGCCACUGGCAAUAUCGGCAGAUCGAUUCUGGAAGUCCUCCUUCAAUCGCCAGACAAUCACAUCAAUGCAUACUGCCGCUUCAAACAGAAAUUGUACAAGCUAAUGCCGGUCGUUAAGCACAACAAACAAGUCGACGUCUUCGAAGGCGAGCUAUCAGACAUCAACCUUCUGGCCAGGUGUUUGAUCGGCACAACGGCAGCCUUCCAAGCCGUCGCUGUAGACGGCAACCAACCAGGCUGCACGAUCGCUCAAGACACUUCGCGGCGCGUUACUACUGCUCUCGAACAUCUCAAGGCCAACGGACACCGCCUUCCAAAGCUCGUCGUCACCUCCUCAUCCUCCACAGACCACAGUCUGUUGUCUAAUGUCCCAUCCUUCUUCCGCAACAUGCUAUACCGAGCUUUCUCCCAUACCUAUGACGACCUCCUGGCGGCUGAGAAGUUUAUUCGAUCCAAGGACGAUCUGAUCUCAGCGACUUUUGUUAAGCCUGGUGCUUUGACGAGUCAGCCUCAGGUCGGCCAUGAGUUGAGUCUGGAAGUGGCAAAGUCACCGCUAUCGUAUCUGGAUCUGGCGGCGGGGAUGAUAGAGCUCGCCGAUGAUAGCAGUGAGCGGUAUGACAUGAAAGGAGUUGCAGUCAACAGCGCAGUCAAGGUGCCGUUUCCCCGGGAGUCCCCGAUGAAGAUCUUCAAAGGACUUUUGUGUCACUUCUUUCCGUGGUUGUAUCCCUAUAUUGGAUGA
Fulvia fulva is the source of this 762-nucleotide messenger RNA. Its product is annotated as Oxidoreductase aflX. Bases 1 to 762 code for a protein of 253 amino acids. Lineage: Eukaryota; Fungi; Ascomycota; Dothideomycetes; Mycosphaerellales; Mycosphaerellaceae. The record is from RefSeq and is a predicted model, not a curated record. The transcript has a single exon.